Messenger RNA from Spirodela intermedia, 11832 nucleotides. The record is from the annotation of a GenBank genome assembly. Lineage: Eukaryota; Viridiplantae; Streptophyta; Magnoliopsida; Alismatales; Araceae.
AUGCAGCGUGCUCCAGCUACUACUGAGGAGCAGCUAUUUUUCAAAGCUAUCAAGGAUGAAUGUCCUUGGGAAAAUCUUCCUAAACGACUUCAGUCGUCCUUGUCUACUAGAGAGGAAUGGCAUAGAAGGUCAUCUCUAAUCUCACUUAUAUCUGUCAAUUGAGGGGACGUUUACCAGUCAUUAAUCUUUAGUUACUGGACCUUUUGGUGGCAUUGAUUAAAAUUGGUGAUUUUACCCUUUUAUGGUAGAAGCUUAUGAUUAGCUUUGUCUAUCUGUGAAGUUAUCUAAUAGAGUUAUAUCCAGAUUGCAUCAUGUUAACACCCAGAAACUUGUGCAUCCACUGUAUCUCAUAUUGUGUUGUACUGCAAUAAUUAUAGACCAUCAGUGGUAGGAAAUUAUCUUUAUCUGUUUCUACAAUGACUCCUUAACAAUAUAUAUCCGUGGCUAAUUCAUUCGAGUACAUUAGAAAUCAGGUUUGUAAUGGCCUUCUAAUUGCUCAGUUUUUUUCCUUGUUGUUCACUAUUUUUCUUAAUUAGUUUUCAUGUGAUGCUUUGUUUCUUUUGAUUCGGUUUUCCUUUUUUUAGUUAAUGCUCAACACUAUUAUUCUACUGCAGUUUUAUGGUCUCAGGAGUUACAGCUUAUUCCGUUUCCUGGUCAUAUAACAUCACUAUUUGUUGUGCAAUUUCGAUUCUGAGCUAUAUUUAGUACCCUACACUUGCUUUGCAGUGUACUGUCUUCCCAUGGGGGUUGGAAUUUUUUGUUCCUCUGUUUUUCUUUGCUUGACUCCUCAGUCAAUGUGUACUAGGUGACUACUGAACCUCAGAGGUUGUUAUGUCAGUAAAGCUGACAUUAGUCAGAUGAUAUAUUGAAAUUUAUUCCUGCCCUCAUUGAAUUCAUGAGGAUAUCAUGAAUUUUCGUAUUAAAUAAAUUUACUAUUGAUUUGUGGGGUUGAAGGAUUUUCAUCAUGAAUUUGGAUUGUGCUCUGGGGAGGGCUUCUCCUUUUCUUUUCUCAUUUCAUUUAAAAGACAGGAGUUGGGAAACUGAAGACUUUAGUUAUGAAAUGCAUCAUGCGAAGGAUAAAUAUGUUACACAAAUCAUUAUAUGUAGGACAUGGACCCUAUCACUCUUAUGGGAGACAUGUAACUUAAGUAAGUAACCUUAUAGUGAUCAAUUUUUUGACAGCUGGAUGCUUUGAUAGGAGUGGUUGAAUAAGUGUCAGUUUGUGGUGGAGAUGAGUAAACGUGAGAGAAGUUGGGGGAGGGUUCUCGCAACUAUGGUUGGGAAGACAGUGACACAGUUACUAUCGUCUCCUGGAUAGAACUUUUAUUCUUCGCUUUCUCUCUUUGUCAGAUCCUGUUAGCUUUGAAAUAUGAUUUCUUGCAUCUUAUUUUGUGUUCACAAUCGUCAGGAAUCAUUUCGCUAGCAACUUUUUUCUUUUUUUUUCUAAAGCUUGUAUCUUUGUUUGCAGGAUAAUAAACCAUUGCAUUAGGAAACGGCUGCAGUGGAAUACUUGUUUUGCUCGUAAGGUCUGUAAGGAAGGAGAAUAUUAUGAAGAGAUGAUGCGGUAUCUGCGUAAGAAUCUAGCAGUGCGUACUGAGACCAGAUUUGAAAGUUUUAUCAUCUCUGAUCACCAGUAUUUUUUAUUGGGACAAUCUCCAGAAUAGAGCCUAUGGGCUCAUUUAUUAUUUGCUAUGUCUACUUCUAUUGUGAUGGUUCAAAGAAGCUUUUUUGUCAAAUAGGGCACGAUUUUUUUCUAUUAUACAUAUCUAUUUUCAAUUGCUUAAGUAGGUAGAAUUUUUGAAGUCAUGAGUUGAGAUAAUGAAGAGAGGAAAACGGAUUGUAAAAUUUGGAGAUGUUUUCAUAUCCUUGUGCCAGCCUGAGAAACAAGGGACAUUUGAGCAAAGAUGCUUGAUGAGCUUGUCCAUGCAUUCUGUUGGAUUCUCUAAAGUUAUACUUUAGAAAAGUUGUUAAUAGGAGGGCAUCUCUUCCUAUCAAACCUAUUUUUAUUUCUUAAAUUUGGAUUCGUCACUUGAUGCUUUGUUUUUGCAGUUAUUUCCAUAUCAUCUUUCGGAGCAUGUUUGUCGAGUUAUGAGGAUCUCUCCCUUCAGAUAUUAUUGUGACAUAAUCUUCGAAGUUAUGAAGAAUGGUACGUGCUGGCUUUUGCUGGAUCUAUUUUACUCUUGAGUUUGAAUUAACAAGCUAAAAUUUGAUGGUCUCGUUCACUUUCGUGUAUGUAUGCCAGUGACUAUCAAAAUCACAAAAGUCCUUUUUAUUCGAACCACAUACUAUUAUAGGCCCAUGUUCAACGUGGAUUUUAGUUUGCCGCUUUGAAAUUUGAUAUUCCUGUCAAAUUUUCAUUUUUUAGUGUUGUAACUGUUCUCUAACUUUGGAGCUUUAUCAAUAUCCAAGGCUUGAUUGGAUACAUCUCAUUUUUUUCGAAUGUCAUUUGAUCUUCAUAACUCCCUAAUUGACCUUUUAAUUCAAUUCCAUGCUGUGUAAAUAUGAAGUGUCCAAUGCGUUUAUGGAGCUUUUGUUGUCCUGAAAGAAUAAUUUGUUCUAAUCACAUCAGUUAAGCUCACGUCAAUAGGGUCUUUGUAUAGUAAUGUUCUUCAGGAUGGCUGUAGAUUUUCUUCUUCAGUACAUCAUACUCGAUCUCUCUAUCAUUAGGUUCUCCUUCCCUUAUCAGACCAGGUUCCUGCCUAACAGCCCAAGUCUAUUUCUCAUCCUGGCUGGCGGAUCUGAUUUUGAAGUUUGGUAUAAUUGAAGACUGAAUUUUGGUCAGCGAACCAGGUUUUUAGAUUUGUUCACAAUAUAAACCCAGUGUUAGGGUGUCCCUGAUGGCUUAACCUCUUUCAAAUUCCCUUCGUUUUUCUAAAUUUUUAAAGUUCUAGUCUAAGUUCGUCUGCUUCAUCUUUGAUAAAUAUUGACUAUUAGUCAUGAGGUUUAAUUUUUCAUCACCUCAUUGCCAUCAGUGAAUAAUUUGCCUGAUCGCUAUUUCGAUUCAGAUUUAGAUCUAAGGCUGAUCUAAUUUCUAUAUAUUAGUGUGUUUUACCAAUUAGUCAGCACAAUGUUUAAGAAAUAUAUUUUCAGGCCAAAAUAUGAUUUUUUUGAAUCUAGUUCCAAGUGGAAAAAGAAGUCUUCUGCUAUCCUUGAGUUUUUUGAAGUGUUCUACACUUUGAACUUGCCUUGGGUUUAUUUUUGGAUUUUAUCUACUGUGGGGAAAAUUUUGAUUAAAAAGUAAAAGAAAAGGGGAUAGUCUUAGUUUAGCCGCCGCUGACUUUGCCUCCAAGAGAAAGAAAUCAAGAAAUGAACCCAUUUGGAGACUGCCGUCUCCAAAUGGAGUUAUCAUUGCUAUGCAGCAAUCCUUGGCAAUCGUGGAGUCCUGAAAGUUAUCAUUGCUAUGCAGUUCAUGUUUAAAGCUGUGAAUUUGUUGGUAAACAUUUCCAGGGUUAUUGGUACCACUCAUUUGAUCUCGCUUAUCCUAGACUAAUGGCAUGUCUUUUCUGAAGUUGUUAUGUGUUUAAUGUAUUAUCUUUCUAAUGUUACUGUUGAUCCUAGGAAAUAUUACUCAUUUUGCUUGACAUUCCAUUCAUAUUUAAAUUUAGUAUUUUCUUGAAAUUAGCAUCAGUUUCUUUUGCAACUGAGGAUCUCCAUGCAUCAUACCUGUUUAUUCUUGCAGAGCAACCAUAUGACAGCAUACCCAAUUUCAGUGCUGCAGAUGCAUUGAGGCUUACCGGGAUAGGCCGAAAUGAAUUUAUUGAUAUAAUGAACAAAUGUAGGUCAAAGGUAUCCGCCACAACCCAAGAGACUUCAUAGACUUAAUUGGCGACUUUUGUAAUUUUUUCAAUGGAUUGAUGCGUUUAUCAAAUUUCGAUCUGGUACCUUUUUAUAUGAACAUAGGUAAACAAUAUUCAUACGAAUCAAUAGACUGUACAUCAAUGGAUUUGCCUAAUACUAAACCUAAUGCAGUUAUACAAUUAUACAUCUACAUGCAAUCAGUCGUUGCUAAUUUUUGUUAGUGUUUUACCGUCCUUGACAUCAUUUCGUAGCAUCUUCUGUUCAGCUUGUCAUGAUUUUUGUUGGCGUUCUUCCUUGUCAUCAUUUUUCAUUCAGCAGAUAAUGUCUCUUGCCUAAUCCUUGUACGAAUUGGGUCUGUAUUUUUGGCCUUCAGAUAAUUGAACUCUGUCACCUUCGCAUCAGAUACCUUGGUAUUGUAGUUUUGAAGCUAACCUCAUAGUUGUACCUUAAGAUGCCACCGAUUUAUAACCUGGAGAUCGAACACUAAUUUUUUAUUACCUGCGGCGCUGAUGAAAUUUUGGGUUCAACUUUUUAACAAGUAGACGAAAUUCUAAGUAUUGAUUUCUAGAACCUGCUUCAAUACUCACUUGCCCUAUGGAUGAAAGACUGGGAAAGAAAUUAGACUUGUACACCACUCAUGUACCACGCACACAUGAUCCAAAGUUUAUGCAGUUUGCUGGCUCACCCCCUACAUACACAGAAGACAGCAGUCUUUGAACUUCUGCUGAUUUCAAGAAUAGGGUUUCAGUCUCACCACAAAGUAGGAAAAGGAACUCUAUGAUUUCUGUCUAUAUCACCUCCUUAUUUCCUCCCUAGAGAUAGGAGAAGCACGUCCAUAGCCUAUGAUGGAAUCAUGAUUCUGACAUUAAGUAUUUUGUCUCGUAAUGUACUCCCAUCGCACUUUAGAGAGGUUUUUGUGUUAGGAUCGGAUCCUUUCCACGCUUUACUUUUAUCUUUUUCCUGAAAAAUGUUUCCCUGUUUUGUGUUUUGCUCUGUUUAGUUCGUGCCCAUAUAGUGUUGUGAUGAGAAGAAUAAUUUACAUAGAUUUCCCACACCAACUACUUCCUCAUUAAGCAGAACUUAAAGGGCCAGUCAGUCCAAUGACUCCAGGUUUACUUCAGUAUCCACUAUACAGACAACAUGAUGAACUGUUCAAAAAAUAUUUUUAUCUAUUCUCACAAGACCAGUUGCAAAAGCGGAAUUCAUACUACAUUGCUCGUACUUUGGGUAUUGAUACUUAGUACUUUUCUACUUAGCUUGAGCUCUAAGAUGACUGGAGCUUGGCUUCUUAAGUUUUAAAUUUAUAUAAUAAAAUAAAUAAAAUAUUUAACAUCUGUUUUCCAUUUCUCCUAUGUGGGCCAUCCAGAAAAUUAUGUGGAAACUGAACAAGUCAAUUGCUAAGGAAUUUCUACCUACGCAACCAGUUGAUUUUUUAAUUGACCCAUGGUGGGGAGUUUGUCUUGUCAACUUUACCCUGGAAGAAUUUAAGGUAUGCAUGACAGUUUCCCUCUUGCUGGCCUGAAAAAUGUGUUCAGAAAUCUAUGCUUGCAGUGAAAUUUUAUAUCUUGCUUCAUUCUUUAUUAAUUCAGUUAAGAUUUCUUCUUUCUAUGCAGAAACUCAGUGAAGAAGAGAUGGCGACAAUAGAUAAAAUCUGUAAAGAAGAAGCAAACUCAUUUUUUCUUUUUGAUCCUGAUGUCAUAAAAGGUCUUUAUCAGAGGGGACUCAUUUAUUUCGAUGUUCCAGUUUAUCCUGAUGACCGUUUUAAAGGUAUAUUAUCUGGAGCCCCUUUGUUUUUUGCCUUUUUGUCAAGUCUUCAUCUUGAAAUCACUAGAGAGAGUUUUGUGGCUUUUUGUGUUUACAAUUAGAUUUUAUAUCCUGAAGCAUUGCGUAGUUCCCAAACUUGAGAUAUUUCUGAAAGUUACAUGUCCCUGUGUAGCCAUUGUGUAGUUGAUACAUUGGGCUGCUGUCCCUGUGGAAAUUGUAGUUCUCGCCCUUACAACUAGUUUGAUCUAUCACGCUUUCAAAUUUCCUUUCUAAAGGUAUCAUUCCAUAUAAGAUGGCUUUCAUGGUGCAUAGGAGUAAAUCGUUCCUUGUGUUUUCAUCUGGGUGUUGAUACAACCAGACGAAAAGCUAAGUUUUUGUCAUGGAAGUGUUGCAUAGUGCUAAGACUUUUGGUACGUAAUGGGUGUUUGAUGCUCUAGAAAAUCCAUGUGACAGUGGCUUUCAGUGUACAACUUUGUCCUAGUUUAUUUCGUCAAAAUGGUGCAACUGGAUGUUGUUGCUACCACCAAAGAAACUAUUAAAAUAUUAGUUUUUUUGUGCCAAUUUAGUAAGUAUUUUGCUAACAGUUCUCUCACAGGUCAGAAAUUAGUGUAUUUUAUAAUUCAUCUUAAUUUUUCUCAGUUUCAAAUUCUAAAAAUCAAGAUCAUUUGGUCUACUUAUAGGAACCAGGAAAGUAAAAUUAAAGUCCAACCAGAUCUUUUGUGUCUACCCUGCGCAAUUUGGAUUGAUAUAAAAUCCAAUCAUCUUAUUUUUGGGAUGUGUUAGUUAUAUCCUUCAUUUAUUGUUGAACAUUUGUGCAUUCAAUGUUUUAAUCAGAGGGUAGUGUUUUUGCAUCAAAUUAAAUAUUAAGUGACCAUAUCUGUAAUAAACUGGAUAAGAGUUAAAGGAAAAUAACAUGUAGCAUGCCAAAAAAUUGAAAUCGCUUAUACUCCCUCUUUCUAGUUGUGACUUUCGUGCGUAUCUUCUCUGUCUAGUUAUUAUCUUCUUUUCAGAUUGUUAAUUCCAUCCUCGUGCAGUUUCCAGACUAGAAGGGUUUGUUUCAAAUAGGGAGCAAAGUUAUGAAGACCCUAUAGAAGAGUAAGUUCCUCUAACAUCGCUCUUAUAUGUCAAUUUUUUCUAUUAUUCUAUCCUCCUGUUCUAAGUUUUAAAACUUGCCGUGUGAAAUAAAAACUUUCUUUCUGUAGGCUGCUCUAUGCUGUUUUUGUUGUUUCAAGUGAGAAUGCAACUGUUGCUGAAUUAGCUGCCACGUUACAAGCUGACCUCUCUCAGCUACAAUCUGCCGCAUCUUUUGCUUGUCGACUAGGCUGGGCUGUCAAGGUGAUUGAUCCAGCAGCUAUUCUCAGGGAUUCUUCCUUGGGAACUUUACUAAGUGAUGAUGAAGAUGCCAGUAACAGCUCAGCUAGUGUGACAACUGCUGGUGAUCCUAUUCAACUACGUCAUGGUUCACAGUCAGAAAACCGAAGUUCUGGUUCCGGUUCUACUCGUAUUUGUUUAAUCGUUGAUGCAAAUAUCACAUCCUAUCUGAUGAUGGGCUCACUUUCUCCAGGUCUUACCUUUGUUGCCAGCCUUGUAGAUGGUGUAUUUAACAUAUAUGCUUGAUUGGUGGGUCAAAGAUGAUAGUGUGACCUAUUUCAUGUUGCUCUUCUAGAGAUUCUUGUCUAUGAAAGUAGUUAAAAAAGUGUUUGUUCUAACCUCAGUUGCAUCCUCACGGUUCUUCUUCCAUUUUAAGUCGCCAUCUGUAUUUGCUAAUCUAAUUUACAUCUUAUUAUGUUGGAGCAUGGAACAGUUUCUUGGAGUAAUAAAUAUGCAAAUAAAAUUCCACAAAAGAGGUGAUGCGAAAUUGAGGUUAGUAGAAGCACCUAGUAAGAAAUCACCUCCGUUUUAGUCCUGCUUUUAGAUGGGGAGGAGAAGAUGAAAUGAACUUUGAUGGAAGAUAGUAAGAAAGAUCUGGAAAUAGGCGUCAAUAGAAACAUGAUUAUGCAGAGUGGAUUUAUGAAUAGCUUGCUUCUUCCAUCUCAGUUUUUGGGAAGCUGAUAGAUGAUGAUGACAACAAAAUUUUUUGAAUCUUAACACCAGCAUAAAUCUACCUGAAACGCUACCAUAGAUAAAACGGUUGGGUCAUAUACUCAGUGCAUACUAAUGGUGCCUUCCCAUGGAAGCAGAAUAUUUGUGAGGGGAUCUUGGUGGUGUGCCUGUUUUCCAGGCUGUGCAGUACCUUGCAAUAGAAGCUUCAGAAUUGUACCAGCGCUUCAUCUGACCAACCUAGGCCCACAAUGGAUACCGUAGCAUUUUUUUCUUCUUGGUUAUGUCAAUGUUGCAUGCUGGAAUUUAGGAGAUUUUUCUGUCUCAUUCUGUGAGUCGUUAGCCUGUUUCUUGAGUACUAAAAAUUCCACCUUUUGAUUGGUAUAAUUAGCAGUCCUCGUUCUCGAGUACUAAAAUUCCACCUUUUGAUUGGUAUAAUUAGCAGUCUUUUCUAUUCCUUGUUGCGAGUUUUGUCAAUGAAUUAUUAUUUUGUAGUCCACACCUUUGGAUGAAUUGUAUCUCCUUUCUUUAUGUCAAAGAAGCUUUACAUCCUGUUCAUCAGGUCCACUUGACAAUAAAUAUUUACAUAUCCAUAUUCAGAUUUGCUUUCUGCACUGCGUUGUGUAUCUGCUUCACUAUGAUUUCUGACAGAUCAUCAUCCGUAUCUACAAAUUCGAUUCUACUCUUCUGCUUGCAAAACAUAUUUCCUUCUUUUUGUAUAAAGGGAAAUGAUUUUUUAGUGUGUGAAGUCAUAGUGAAGAGAACCAACGCUUGAUGCAGGGGCUAAUUAUCCUCUUUUAAAGAGAUUAGUUAUUUCGCUGCUGAGCUUGAUUUUUGUCUACUCUGUAAGUUGAGCUUCACAUGUAAACAAUCCCAAUAAGAUGUUUCUUGGAUUUUUUCGCAUGCAACAACUAGCGCCAACUCUCCCCCAACUAGAGGAUAUCAAAGCAUCGAAUCUAACGAUUUACAGAUUGAUAUUACUGAAGUAAUAUUCAUUUAGUUUCUGAGCAAAGAUAUCUGUUGCAUUCUUUGUGAAGCGUUGUUUGACUUGAAGUCCACCAGACUGAUUGACUAAAGUGACCGUUUCAUCUGUCUAGCCUAAAUUUAAGGGCAUCUAUGCCUAGAGACGACACUCAAUGAAUAGUUUUAGGCAAGGUUAUGUGGCCAUGCGGUUGUUUCAAUUUUCAUUGCCAGGUUAGACAUGUGUGAUGAUAUUUUCCAGGUAUGCUGAGUAGAGAGAUAACGUGCUAUCUCUUGGACAUUGAAAAUGAUUAAUGACCAAUUGAAUUUUUCACUUCACUGAUGCAUCAAUAAUACUUCAUGUCACUAAUUAGUUGUAAAUCUGCAGCCAUUUGAGUCCCUUCUAAUUUAGUUCUUUGUUCUGUUUGGUUACUUCAAUUAAAUCUGUCUUCUUAUGCCUCCUUCUACAUGUUUACCAAUCAGACAGUUUUUUUAUGCAUCAAAUGAUUUUUCUGGUCAUUAGUUUUAACUAGAUACCUUGUCCGUUCAGAUAUACGUGUAAUCAUGAUUUUACAUGACACUUUAGUAUCUCUGUACAUGGUCUUGGCUCACUUCCGUGGUACUUAUCCUUUUCAGGGCUGAAAUCCCACGCAGUAACGCUAUAUGAAGCAGGAAAGCUCGAUGAUGCCAGUAUUUCGGACCUUUGCGAUGAUCUGGGUACAUUGGAAGGGAAAAAAUUUGAGGGGGAAUUGCAGGAAUUUGCUAAUCAUGCAUUUAGUCUUCGACGUGUGUUGCAAUGUCUCCAAUCAGGUGGUAUUGCAGCUGAUGAACUGGAUGUGAAGUUAUCAAACUCUAGUGGUGACUCCCACUUAUCCAAGGCUGAUGCCAUCAAUGAGUCUGCUGACUCUGAGAAGUAUGUCACAGAUGGAAAUAAGCAUCUGCUUGUUGAAUCAUCUCAGGGUGAUUCCUUUCCAUCUGAGAUAGGGGAGACAACUGAAAAUGAGGCAACCGAUGCAUUGCCACCUGAAAAUCAGGAGUUAAGCAACAUUAUCCCGGGUGAUGAGACUUCAUUUUCAACUGGCGGUCAGUUAAGUGAAAAAGACAACUUAACUGGGAAAAAGAGCUACCAUGUCAAUAUCCUCCGAUGUGAAAGCCUGGCUGCUCUUGCUCCAGCUACUUUAGAUCGGCUAUUUCUUCGUGACUAUGAUAUUGUUGUGUCCAUGAUUCCACUGCCCUCUUCCUCUGUUCUACCUGGAUCUGCUGGCCCUGUGCACCUUGGCCCACCCUCAUACUCAUCGAUGACUCCCUGGAUGAAGCUUGUUUUGUAUACAACCAUGGCUAGUGGACCACUCUCAAUUGUUCUCAUGAAAGGUCAGUGCCUACGAAUGCUUCCUGCCCCAUUAGCUGGUUGUGAGAAAGCACUGAUAUGGUCCUGGGACAGAUCUGUUGUUGGAGGUUUGGGAGGUAAGUAUGAGGGGAACUUAGUCAAUGGAAAUAUUCUUUUGCAUUGUCUGAACUCACUUCUGAAGCACUCAGCUGUUCUAGUACAGCCCCUGAAUAAAUAUGACCUUGAUGAGUCUGGAAGAACAGUCACAGUGGACAUUCCACUUCCUAUGAAGAAUUUUGAUGGUUCAGUUGCGAACAUUGGGGACAUGGGUAUUUUUAGAGGGGAAAACAGCCCUCCAAAGCUGAAUCUUCUCUUACAUGAACUGUCUGACAAACUAGAGCUGUGGACAGUAGGCUAUAUACGUCUUUUGAGGUUGUGUAAGGAGAGAGAACAUUAUCAGUCUGUUUCCCCUGAUGAAAAAUAUGAAUGGGUCCCCCUAAGCAUAGAAUUUGGGAUUCCACUGUUUAGUCCGGAGUUAUGCAGCCGGAUCUGUGAGAGGGUUGUUUCCUCACAUCUACUUCGUACUGAGUCAAUCAGUGAGCAUCAUGAUUCUAUGCAGCGUUUGAGGAAAAGACUCAAUGAUAUCUGUUUUGAGUACCAAGCAAUGGGUCCCACAGCGAAACUUUUAUACCACAAAGAGCAAAAGGACCAACCCAAGGAACCAUCCCGCCAGCUAAUAAACUAUGCUAGCGGAAGGUGGAAUUCUCUCUCAGAGCCAUCAAUGGCUUUAUCUGAAAAGUCCAGUGAACAUCAGAGGCUAAAGCUUGCUAAUCGACAGCGUUGUCGUACUGAAGUUCUCAGUUUUGAUGGAAAUAUUCUCAGGUACUAUAUGAGUUACAAAUUGUUUGUUUCAAUAAGUCUAGAUUAUAGCUUUGCUGCAUGAUUUUUGCACUAUGCUGAAGAUUCCUUCAAUAUCUUGUAGUAAUUAUUUGUCUUAAGAUUCUUUUGGAGAAAGCGACUACUUUUUUUAAUUGUGCCAAGUACAUGUUUUCUAAAAAUGCCAUUGAUAGACGUGAGUUGAGGACACAAAAAGUAAGAAGAUACUAUUUCUGUUCCGACGCUUUGUCAGACAAGAGCAACGCUGUCCAUGCAAGCAUGGGAAUGCCUCUUUUAGGCUAGUAACUCUUGUUCUUUAGCUGUCUAGUAGCCAAUUCUCCUAAAUCACUUGUAAUGUACCAAAGGUUUUUGUAUUGGCAUUAGGUGCAGAAGGAACCAAACUCAGUUAAUGUUUUGGAAAUUCAUGAACAUGAUAAAUUAUAACUGAAUAGAUAUCACGGAAUAAUUAUGCCCUAUCCUAUGGAGUCGAAGGAAUCCUGUCCUCAAGUGUGCAUUAUAUAUAUAUUGUUUAUCCCAAAUCUUGCAUGUCAUUGUUUUAUAUUAAGUGUGGGCGAUGCUUGGUAUUAAAUCUACAUUUUUUAUACCUUCUUCAAUCAUAUAGAUCCAAAAUAGGAGCAGUAAAUUGUUUAAUAUGGAGUUUUGGUUAACCUGUAAACAUGAUGAAGGUUAUAUGAAACGUUUUCUACUAUUUUUUAUUUCUCUCAUGGAUGUUUGAGGCCCAGUUGAAUGAUUACAUUUUGGAGAGAAUCAGAAGAUUUAAGUGAAGCCCUGAUGACCAUUUUCUGAGCAGGACAUAUGCCCUCUCACCUGUCUAUGAAGCUGAGACGGCGCCUCUUGAAGAAUCGAAUAGUGCAAGUGCUGUGAAACCUGAGUCAGACGAUGCAGAAAAAAGAGAAGUGGUCCUACCUGGGGUGAAUCUUUUAUUUGAUGGUUCACAGACUCACCCCUUUGACAUAGGUGCUUGCCUUCAGGCUCGUCAGCCCAUUCUGUUGAUUGCUGAGGCCUCAGCCAUCUCAGCUUCCUUGCAGACGAACAAGCUUUUAUGA